CAGGGGCGCUAAAGACAACUCACCCGGAAAUGUUUGCAGCGAAGAAGAAGAACUUUACAGUAGACGAGUUUCCUUUGCUAACCACCGCUCGCAACGAUGGAAGAGUCAAAAAAGAAAGAGAAUAAACAAUCAGAAAAAAGCGAUGAGAAAGAAAAGGAUAAGGAAAAGGGAGGGCAGUCCUCUGGAAAAGAUAAGGAAAAGAAAGAGGAGCAGGAAUUGUCAGAGGAAGACAAGCAGUUACAGGAAGACCUGGAGAUGAUGGUGGAGAGGUUGAGUGAAAAGAACACAUCGCUGCACCACUCUGCCUUAGAAGAGCUGCGCAGACUGAUUCGCUCCUCAACCACCUCCAUGACCUCAGUACCUAAGCCUCUGAAAUUCCUGCGCCCACAUUAUGGCAAACUGAAAGACAUCUAUGAGGGCAUGGCUCCUGGAGAGAACAAGCAAUUCUGUGCUGAUGUGGUGUCAGUGCUGGCCAUGACCAUGAGCAGUGAGAGGGAGUGUUUGAAGUACCGUCUGCUGGGCUCUCAGGAGGAGCUGGCCUCCUGGGGACACGAAUAUGUCAGGCACCUUGCUGGUGAGGUGGCUAAAGAGUGGCAGGAGGUGGAGGAGAGUGAUAAGACCCAGCAGGAGAUGCUCAUGAAACUUGUGAAGGAGAUUGUUCCCUACAACAUGGCCCACAAUGCCGAGCAUGAGGCCUGCGACCUGCUGAUGGAGAUCGAGAGGCUGGACAUGCUAGAGGACUACAUUGAUGAAAACGCUUACAGCAAAGUUUGCCUUUACCUCACAAGCUGCGUGAGUUACGUUCCUGAACCAGAGAACUCGGCGCUGCUGAGGUGUGCCUUGACCAUCUUCAGGAAGUUCAACCGUCACCCAGAGGCCAUGCGCCUCGCCCUGAUGCUCAACGACAUGGAGCUGGUAGAAAACAUCUUCACUUCCUGCAAAGACAUUGUCAUCCAGAAACAAAUGGCCUUCAUGUUGGGCCGUCAUGGUGUGUUUCUGGAGCUGAAUGAAGACGUGGAGGACUAUGAGGACUUGACGGAGAUCAUGUCCAACGUGCAGCUCAACAGCAACUUCUUGGCUCUGGCCAGAGAGUUGGACAUCAUAGAACCCAAAGUCCCAGACGACAUCUACAAAACACACCUGGAAAACAACAGGUUUGGAGGCAGCGGCUCCCAGGUGGACUCGGCCCGUAUGAACCUGGCCUCUUCCUUCGUGAACGGCUUUGUUAAUGCAGCCUUCGGACAGGAUAAGCUGCUCACAGAUGAUGGCAACAAGUGGCUUUACAAGAACAAAGACCACGGCAUGCUGAGUGCUGCUGCCUCUCUGGGCAUGAUCCUGCUGUGGGAUGUGGACGGUGGUCUGACUCAGAUUGACAAAUACCUAUACUCUUCUGAAGACUAUAUCAAGUCUGGUGCCCUCCUCGCUUGCGGCAUUGUAAACUCAGGUGUGAGGAACGAGUGUGAUCCUGCUCUCGCUCUACUCUCUGAUUAUGUUCUCCACAACAGCAACGUCAUGAGGAUAGGCGCCAUCUUUGGGUUGGGUCUGGCCUACGCUGGCUCCAACAGAGAAGAUGUCCUGUCUUUGCUACUUCCUGUCAUGGGAGACUCCAAAUCCAGCAUGGAGGUGGUUGGAGUGACGGCACUGGCGUGUGGUAUGAUUGCUGUGGGUUCAUGUAACGGUGAUGUGACAUCCACCAUCGUCCAGACCAUCAUGGAGAAGAACGAGCAGGAGUUGAAAGACACAUACGCUCGCUGGCUGCCUCUUGGUUUAGGACUAAACCACCUGGGCAAAGGAGAAGCAAUUGAAACAACCCUGGCAGCUCUACAAGUUGUCCCUGAACCUUUUCGCAGCUUUGCCAACACACUAGUGGACAUCUGUGCUUAUGCAGGUUCUGGUAAUGUGCUGAAGGUGCAGCAACUUCUUCACAUCUGCAGCGAGCACUACGAAGCCAAGGAAAAAGAAAAAGAGGAGGACAAAGACAAAAAGGACAAAAAAGACAAAGACAAGAAGGACACUGCAGCUGACAUGGGUUCCCAUCAGGGUGUGGCUGUUCUUGGCAUUGCUCUGAUUGCCAUGGGGGAGGAGAUUGGUUCUGAGAUGGCACUGAGAACAUUUGGACAUCUGCUCCGUUAUGGUGAGCCCACCCUGAGACGAGCCGUACCCCUGGCCCUGGCUCUCAUUUCUGUGUCCAACCCUCGUCUUAACAUUUUGGACACUCUUAGCAAGUUUUCUCAUGAUGCUGACCCAGAGGUGUCCCACAACUCCAUCUUUGCCAUGGGAAUGGUGGGCAGUGGCACAAACAAUGCUCGUCUUGCGGCCAUGCUGCGACAGCUGGCUCAGUAUCACGCCAAAGAUCCCAACAAUCUCUUCAUGGUCCGACUGGCACAGGGUCUGACUCACCUGGGCAAAGGCACACUCACGCUCUGUCCCUACCACAGCGACAGGCAGCUGAUGAGUCAGGUGGCCGUGGCUGGACUGCUCACAGUGCUCGUUUCUUUCCUUGACGUCAAGAACAUAAUCCUGGGCAAGUCUCACUACAUUCUGUACAGUCUGGUAGCAGCCAUGCAGCCGCGGAUGUUGGUCACGUUUGACGAGGAGCUCCGACCGCUGCCCGUGUCCGUUAGAGUUGGACAGGUAAAGCCUGAGAAACUUCACCACUGUGAAGUCUUGAUUUACCACAAUGAAAGAGGUGUUUUACACGUCAACUGA
Molecule: messenger RNA, 2709 nt
Organism: Nematolebias whitei (Rio pearlfish)
Lineage: Eukaryota; Metazoa; Chordata; Actinopteri; Cyprinodontiformes; Rivulidae
Gene: psmd2
Product: proteasome 26S subunit ubiquitin receptor, non-ATPase 2
Exons: 20
Coding region: 97-2709 (870 amino acids)
Biological process (GO): regulation of protein catabolic process; proteasome-mediated ubiquitin-dependent protein catabolic process
Cellular component (GO): proteasome storage granule; proteasome regulatory particle, base subcomplex; proteasome complex
Molecular function (GO): enzyme regulator activity
Source: RefSeq, a predicted model, not a curated record